ACAACAGCGACCCUUAUAAGCUAGAUUUAUCGGUAAAGCCCAGAAAGGAGAGGACGGCGUUCACAAAACAUCAGAUCCGGGAAUUAGAGAAGGAGUUCUGUGUCCACAAUUAUCUGACGCGGUUACGGCGCUACGAGAUCGCCGUGGCCCUGGACCUUACGGAGAGACAGGUAAAAGUGUGGUUCCAAAACAGGCGGAUGAAAUGGAAACGUGUAAAAGGUACAAAGUUAGUGAAAGACAAAGUGGACGGACAACUGAAGCCAAUAAUGGCCCCUAAUAUAACAUCCACUAGUGUAUCACAGACCGAAAUGGACGACACACAAAGAAAUUCUGUUUGUGACAUGCCACCAUCUUGAAAUUUAUUUUAUAGUUUUUGUGGUUAAUCAAAAACAACGCAUCUGAUAUGUUCAUAAAUUUACGAUGUGUGUCGAGACCAGAUGGGAGUAUCAUAGUAUCGGUUUGUUUCUGAGGAACUCAAUGUGGAUUGAUGGACAAUACAUAUGAAAUGGUGGCUGCCAUUUAGAAAGAAAUGGUGAAAGAUGAGUCUGUGAUCCUGGUGAAAGAAACACCACCUAAGUGGUGUAUACAAGUCGACCAUGUCAGCAAAUAUACGCGUAGAAAUAAAUAAACAGUCUAACGAACUAGCCACUAUUUAUACAACUAUAUACUGCGCGUAUCAAAUGCACAUUUUCAGACACUGAUCGAAAUCACAGAGGCAAGCCUCGGUUUGUGUGAUGUGUGUGUCUACUGAGUGUGACGAUGAAGGUGAUUAGGUCAAAGGUCAUCUAAGUUUAAGUGACCACGUGGAGCAUGGGUUCAGUAAGUGCAAACUCAAUGAUUGUAAGGAACUGUAAAUGCAAAUGACACUGAAAUAGGAGAGUUUACCUUUACUAUAUUAGGGAAAACCUGCAAUUCAUUAAAGCAAGUCGAGCAAGCAUGGGAGGGCAAGUUUCGAUAUAACUUAUUCAUGCUAUAUUGCACGGAAGGUUUUGUGUAAGGUUACAUCGGUAGAGUCAUAUGGUCUCUAUUGUGAUAUAACCUUACGUUGGAGGAUAUCAAAACGUUAAUUUGCGGUUUAUGAGAGAAACUAAAUGACAAACAAAUGAUUAGACUGGUAAAUUAUGUAAAAAAAAUGAACAAUUCGGUCCUCAAAACGUCCUGUAGAGAGAGUACUGUCGCCUCCAUACUGAAAGGCAAUCAUUUAUGUAAUACAAGCACUGACGUCAUGUGAUAGUUAUUAAGCUACGGAAGCAAAAUGAGUCCAUAUAUCUGACGUACAUCUAUGGAUUUACAACCACACACAUUGGAAUCUGUGUACCUACAAUAUAUUUAUUUGUAUUAAAUAUAUUACAUUUCUAUUUCUGAAAGUUGACGAUGACGCGCGCUGAACCGACAGUGAUUUGCCGCAUUAUCGCGAAAAAUGAUAUAUAUCAUAUAUGUUCCUAUAGAAGGAUAGGUAAGUGAUAGGGGUCGAUGUGUGUGUUGGACGCUUUUGCAUUUGAUAUGAAAGGAUAUUUUAUUGUAUAUAUGCAGCAUUUUUGUAUGAAGAUUUAAAUAAGUCGAAACAAACUGUGGUCUGUUUCUGGAUUCUUCUUGUAACAAGUCUUAACUUUUAAAAUUUCUCAAUUGGAAAAUGCUUCAAUUUUCUUAACUUUUUAGAUGUUUGUUACAAUUAUGUUUUUAUCCCCAUAUUGGAAGAAAGCGAAACAUAUUUACAUGUACGUGUAUGAAUGAACAAUGUAUGUAUGAUAACUUGAAGCAUUGUUUUACGAUUUUGGUAUGGUAUACAUAAUUGUGACUAUAAUUUAUACAAAUGUAUCGGAGAAUUGUUUGUACAACUGUAUUAGAACAAUAUCAAAAUG
Messenger RNA from Mizuhopecten yessoensis (Yesso scallop), 1862 nucleotides. RefSeq names its product homeobox protein MOX-2-like. The transcript has 2 exons. Lineage: Eukaryota; Metazoa; Mollusca; Bivalvia; Pectinida; Pectinidae. Gene Ontology annotation, biological process: positive regulation of transcription by RNA polymerase II. Gene Ontology annotation, molecular function: RNA polymerase II cis-regulatory region sequence-specific DNA binding; DNA-binding transcription factor activity, RNA polymerase II-specific. The annotation marks the transcript as partial. The record is from RefSeq and is a predicted model, not a curated record. Gene Ontology annotation, cellular component: nucleus.